CAUACUCAUAAUAUCGUACUUUAUAAAUAAAACGUACAGAUAACUGUAUAGACAUACUGACGCAAAUAUAUAGAUUUUGAUGAGAGAUCACAGAGAAAAUAUUGGAAAAUGAAAAUGGGAGAAGAACAAGAGAGAUUAUUACCAGUAGCAAAUGUGGGUAAAAUCAUGAAGCAAAUCUUGCCAUCAAAUGCCAAGGUUUCAAAAGAAGCAAAAGAGACAAUGCAAGAAUGUGCAACAGAAUUUAUAAGUUUUGUGACAAGUGAGGCAUCUGACAAGUGUCAUAAGGAGAAUCGAAAGACGGUGAAUGGAGAUGACAUCUGUUGGGCUAUGAGUUCAUUAGGGUUUGAUAAUUAUGCAGAAGCUAUUGUCAGGUAUUUACAUAAAUUUAGAGAGAUUGAAAGAGAAAAAGCUAUUCAUAAGCAGAAUAAAACUACUAAUUCUGCUGCUGCUACUACUCAUCAACCAGACGAAGAUAAAAAUGGCGAAGAAGACGAGCAGCAAAUCGGUACGACGAGUUCCAAUCUGUUCGAGUUUAGGGUUCUUGAGAAGGGUAACAGCAGCUGUUUUUUUACAAAGCCAUCUUGAACAUGUGGUAGAACAAACUAACAAGAUUUUGGAAUUCAAUGGUUAAAGCAGUUCUUGGAAUGAAUAUCUGCCAAAGAUCAUUGAACUCUCGGGUGUAAAAUAAAUAGGUUGUUUCUUUGAGGUAAAUAGCUUCUUAUUUUUCUUCUUCUUCAUGAAUGUUGCAUCCUCCAUUACCAGCCUUGUGAGUUUGAGUUAGCUUGUUGCUUGCAUCUUCCAUAACCACUUUUAUUAAAAUUUAGCUCUAAGCAUUUAUAAUUUAACUUAUGUUUCUACUGUCAAAUGUAACUUAUAGGAGAUCUGGAUUGUUUGAUUUCAGCUUA
Molecule: messenger RNA, 905 nt
Organism: Mercurialis annua (annual mercury)
Lineage: Eukaryota; Viridiplantae; Streptophyta; Magnoliopsida; Malpighiales; Euphorbiaceae
Product: nuclear transcription factor Y subunit B-4-like
Exons: 1
Coding region: 109-585 (158 amino acids)
Biological process (GO): regulation of transcription by RNA polymerase II
Cellular component (GO): CCAAT-binding factor complex; nucleus
Molecular function (GO): DNA-binding transcription activator activity, RNA polymerase II-specific; protein heterodimerization activity; RNA polymerase II cis-regulatory region sequence-specific DNA binding
Source: RefSeq, a predicted model, not a curated record